Molecule: messenger RNA, 693 nt
Organism: Didymodactylos carnosus
Lineage: Eukaryota; Metazoa; Rotifera; Eurotatoria; Philodinida; Philodinidae
Source: the annotation of a GenBank genome assembly
AUGGCAAAUUUAUUCAUGAAUGAAUUCGAAAAGAAAAUAGACAAUUAUACAGGUAAAAAGCCAGAUCUCUAUUUGAGAUAUAUUGAUGAUAUCUUUGCUAUUAUUCAUGGAACCCAGAAAGACAUUCAUGCUCUAGUAAAAUAUAUCAAUAAACUAGACCCAAAUAUAAAAUUUACGGUAGAAAAUAACUCACUACUUUUAAUAAUGUCGGCAGAAUCAGUUAUUACACUUGUCAAAGCAUUGAUAAAAGAAAUCGAUAGAGAACAAUUAAUUAAUGCAGUGAAUACUUUAUUAAAAUCUUACAAUAAAAAUUCAUCAAUAAUAUCAGGCGCAGCAGUAGCAAUUUCCAUAUUAGCGUUACUCGAUUCCAUGAAUGAUAUGAUAUUAAAAGAUAAAUAUAGCAAACAAUUGCUGACUGCAUUAGAAUUACCAGAACAAUUCCGAAUAACAAGAUUAAAAGAAAUUAAAGAGGAAGUAAUAUCAUUAAGAGAUCGGCAACUACUUGGGGCAAGUGCAAAAGGAAUAAUGGCUCUUGCAUUUGCAGGCUUGGGUUUUGGUAGUCAAAGUUCGGCAGCAAAGUGUACAAUGUUUACUGCUUCAGCUAUCACUGGAGUAGCUGCUUUAAUUAAUGUCUACAACUACAAAGAGUUAGAUCUAUUGUUGGAAAAAAUGAAAGCUGAUGGUUUAUUAUAG